AUCAAUAGAUGAGUCAGGACUCAAGAGUAUAAAACCUCAGGAGCCCCAGUGCUCCUCACACAGCCAGAAUCUCCUCUUCUCAUUCACCCGUCCUGGUGCUUUGGAGUUCCGUCCCUUCUUAGACGAGCAUGUCUCACCAGACAAAGCAGCCCACUCCCCAACCCCCAGUGGAUUGCGGGAAAACCUCCGGCGGCGGCGGUGGCGGCGGUGGCGGCUCUAGCAGUUGCGGCGGCGGCGGCAGCGGCUCCGGUGGAAGCACCAAGUACGGCGGCGGCGGCGGCGGCGGCGGCUCCGGCUGCGGAGGCUACUCCUCUGGCGGCGGCUCCUUCUCCGGGGGCGGCGGCUCUGGAGGCUGCGGAGGAGGUUCGGGUGGGAAGUACUCCGGUGGAGGCGGCUCCUCGGGCGGCGGCUGCUCCUCCGGCGGCGGCUCCUCUGGCCAGCAGGUCCAGUGCCAGAGCUACGGAGGCGUCUCUGGUGGUGGCUCCUCCGGGGGCGGCUCCGGCUGCGGCGGGGGCUCCUCCGGGGGCGGCGGUGGCUCCAGCUGCGGAGGAGGCUCCUCUGGGGGCGGCGGCGGCUCCGGCUGCGGCGGUGGCUCCUCCGGGGGUGGCUCCGGGGGUGGCAAAGGCGUCCCGGUCUGCCACCAGACCCAGCAGAAGCAGGCGCCUACCUGGCCGUGCAAAUAAGUCCCUCUGGACGCCACGGAGACGAAGGAGCUGGAGGUGUUCUCCGUGGGCGCCGAUGGGCUUUGCGCUCUCAUGAUAUUGCCCUGAGGUUUCUCAAUCCUCCACGUCUUAAUCCACCCAGAAGAAGCCAUUGAGCUCCGGAGCUGCAUCUUGUUCUGCAGUUUUCCCUCCUUGGUUUCUGUACAACUACCUCCCCAGUGCCUCCUCAGUCAAUAAAUUUGCAAUUCAUGAGAA
Hippopotamus amphibius kiboko is the source of this 917-nucleotide messenger RNA. RefSeq names its product loricrin cornified envelope precursor protein (gene LORICRIN). Gene Ontology annotation, molecular function: structural constituent of skin epidermis. The coding region runs from base 129 to 683 and encodes 184 amino acids. Gene Ontology annotation, cellular component: cornified envelope. The record is from RefSeq and is a predicted model, not a curated record. NCBI's taxonomy places the organism in Eukaryota, Metazoa, Chordata, Mammalia, Artiodactyla, Hippopotamidae. The transcript has 2 exons.